Molecule: messenger RNA, 2042 nt
Organism: Anolis sagrei ordinatus
Lineage: Eukaryota; Metazoa; Chordata; Lepidosauria; Squamata; Anolidae
Gene: ZFP36L2
Product: ZFP36 ring finger protein like 2
Molecular function (GO): metal ion binding; mRNA binding
Source: RefSeq, a predicted model, not a curated record
CUGGGCCAGGGCUGGGCCCCCUCCCGCCGCGGCCCCGGCGUUUAUAUAUGGGGCGUGUUCCCCAGCCGCCAAGUUCCCGCAGCGGGGAGAGAGAGAGGGAGUGAGAGAGAGAGAGAGAAGGGAGAAAGCAAGCAAGCAAGCAAGCACAGCAAGAUCUGUGCUUCCCCAUCUCUUGCUGCAAAAACAAAAAAAAAGGGAAGGAAAAGCGCCCCCCCCUUUUUGAAAUAGGACUUGAUUUCCCGCCUCCAGCCACCAGCCCCCUCACCUUAUCCAGUCGUGGCUCGUCCAAAGCUCCCGAGGAGAGUGGGAUCUUUCGGUCCUUGCUGCAUUUCCGACCAUUACAGGAUCUAGACAUGUCUGCGACGCUGUUAUCUGCCUUCUACGACAUCGACUUGUUCUGCAAGACCGAGAAGUCCCUGAGCAGUAUGCUGGACAAGAAGGCAGUGGGCAGCCCUGUGGGGAACGCGCCUGGCUCUGGCUUUGCACCGGGUUUCCUGAGGCGCCACUCGGCCAGCAACCUCCAGGCCUUGGCCAACGGAGGCCCCAAGUUCCCCAGCGGGUCGUCCUCGUCUUCAUCAUCUUCCUCCUCCUCUUCUCCGUCUUCUUUUGGGAGCCUCAAGGAGCCUGGCAAUGGAGGAGGAGGGGGGAAUAUCAGCCCCACUCAUCAUCCCCACCAGCAGGCACCUGUUUCUUCUGCUCCUUCGAGUGCCGCCACCACCACCGCCUUGCUCAACAAGGAGAACAAGUUCCGGGACCGGUCCUUCAGCGAGAAUGGCGAGCGGAGCCAACACCUCAUGCAGCAGCUCCAGCAAGCGACGAAAGGAGGAGGAGGAGGAGGCAACGGGAAUAACAACAACAAUGGGAGUAAUGGCGGAGGGGGCGCGCCUAUCAACUCGACGCGCUACAAGACGGAGCUGUGCCGCCCCUUCGAGGAGAGCGGGGCCUGCAAGUACGGCGAGAAGUGCCAGUUCGCCCACGGCUUCCAUGAGCUCCGCAGCCUCACGCGGCACCCCAAGUACAAGACGGAGCUCUGCCGCACUUUCCACACCAUUGGCUUCUGCCCUUACGGCCCGCGCUGCCACUUCAUCCACAACGCUGACGAGCGCCGCCCUGCGCCACCCAGUGGGAGCGCGCCACCUCCUCUCCCUCCUCCGCCUCCACAACAACAACAGGCCCAGCCUCCUCUUCCUCCUCCUCCUCAUAGUAACGGCCAACCGCCUCCGCCUCCUCAUCGCCAUCACGCUGGCAGCACUGGCGACCUCCGAGCUGCUUUCGUCCCGCCUCACACUUCCUCCAUCCGGGACCUUCCCCUCUCAGGCUUCGGGGUGCUGCACUCUCGCGAGAGGCCCAAACUGCACCACAGCCUCAGCUUCUCCGGCUUCUCUGCCCAUCACCAUGGCAACCACAUCACCGCGGGAGGCCUAGAAGUGGCUGCUGCAGCCGCGGCCUUGCUUUUGGAGAGCGGCCCAGGAGGAGUCGGGACAGCAGGAGGGGGUUCCCGCACGCCGCCACCGCUUCCCUCCUCGUCCUACUGCGAUGAUUUAGUGGCCUCCCCACCGUCGUGUGCCAACAACGCCUUCGCCUUCUCAGCCGGGCAGGAGUUAGGCAGCCUCAUUGCGCCAGCGCUGGCCUUGCCGCCUCCGCCUCCUCCUCAGAAUGGCUGCUUCACCGCUUUCUAUCGCUGCCACCAACAACAAGGAGGAGGAGGGAGCUGUUGUCCUGUUCCUCCUCCGCCGCCUCCUCCUCCCGCUCCUCCGGCCUCGCCGCCUUUCAGCUUCCAGCCCUUGCGCCGCCUCUCCGAGUCUCCCGUCUUUGAUGCCGCGCCGCCUCCACCGCCCAGCCCGCCUGAGGACUCGCUCUCUGACCGCGAGAGCUACCUGAGCGGCUCCCUCAGCUCUGGCUCCCUCAGCGGCUCCGAGUCGCCCGGCCUCGACUCUGGGAGGCGCCUCCCCAUCUUCAGCCGCCUCUCAGUCUCCGAUGACUGAGGAAGGGAUUCCCUAAGAGCAGGCCUGGGCCAGCUUGGGCCUCUCUAAGGCAGGCCU